Pollicipes pollicipes is the source of this 3519-nucleotide messenger RNA. RefSeq names its product dihydropyrimidine dehydrogenase su(r) (gene su(r)). Gene Ontology annotation, biological process: thymine catabolic process; uracil catabolic process. Gene Ontology annotation, cellular component: cytosol; cytoplasm. The coding region runs from base 143 to 3205 and encodes 1020 amino acids. The record is from RefSeq and is a predicted model, not a curated record. The transcript is spliced from 21 exons. Gene Ontology annotation, molecular function: dihydropyrimidine dehydrogenase (NADP+) activity; uracil binding; iron-sulfur cluster binding. NCBI's taxonomy places the organism in Eukaryota, Metazoa, Arthropoda, Thecostraca, Pollicipedomorpha, Pollicipedidae.
GGCCGGCGGCAGUGCGUCAGUGGAUGUUGGGGCGUGGUGGAGGUAGGAGCGCUUUCGUCCCAACAAGGGAGCAGAUCCGCAGACAGGCCGUGCCCCGGGCAGAUCCACGACAGUGCUCGUGAUCUGCUGUGCUUUGGUCGCUAUGGCAACCUGCUUAAGUAUCGACCCUCCAGACAUUGAGGCGCUUCUGGCCCUCAACCCUCGUAUCAAGCCGUACGCCAGCCUGGUACCCUCGGCCCAGACCAAGAAGAACAAGAAGCAAUGGAAGCGCAACACUGACAAGAAGUGCGGGACAUGCGGCCCGGACCUCACCAACGACUUUGAGGACAUCAAGCACACGACACUGAGCGAGCGCGCUGCCCUGCGGGAGGCAGAACGGUGCCUCAAGUGUGCAGAUGCGCCGUGCCAGAAGUCCUGCCCCACCCAGCUGGACGUCAAGAGCUUCAUCACCAGCAUCAGCAACAAGAACUUCUACGGCUCGGCGCGUCAGAUCCUGUCGGACAAUCCACUGGGGCUGACCUGCGGCAUGGUGUGCCCGACCUCUGACCUGUGCGUCGGUGGCUGUAACCUGUACGCCACCGAGGAGGGUCCCAUCAACAUCGGUGGUCUGCAGCAGUUCGCCGUCGAGGUGUUCAAGCAGAUGCAGCUGAGGCAAGUGCUGUCGCCGGAGGUGCUGCCGCCUGGCGAACGUCCCGAGAGUUUCUCGGCGCGCGUGGCGCUGCUCGGCUGCGGCCCAGCCUCCAUCAGCUGCGCCACCUUUCUGGGGCGUCUCGGCUACACAGACAUCACUAUCUUCGAGAAGGAGCAGUACAUCGGUGGCCUGAGCUCGUCUGAGAUCCCUCAAUACCGGCUGCCCUAUGACGUGGUCAGCUUCGAGAUCGACCUGAUGAAGGACCUCGGCGUCAAAAUCGUGACCGGACGCUCGUUUAGUCAGCAGGAUCUCACUCUGAAGAGUCUGAAGGCGGACGGCUACGAGGCCGUUUUCCUAGGCAUUGGACUGCCACAGCCGAAGAAGAUCGCUAUCUUCGAGAACCUGACGGAGGAGAUGGGCUUCUACACCUCGAAGGACUUCCUACCUCGGGUGGCUGCCGCCAGCAAACCAGGGAUGUGUAGCUGCAAGUCGCAGCUGCCGCAACUCUCGGGUAACGUGGUGGUGCUGGGCGCCGGCGACACCGCCUUCGACUGUGCGACAUCGGCGCUGCGUUGCGGCGCCAGGCGCGUCUUCGUCGUCUUCCGCAAAGGCUUCACCAACAUCAGGGCCGUGCCGGAGGAGGUGGAGCUGGCACGCGAGGAGCGGUGCGAGUUCGUGCCGUUCAUGGAGCCGCUACAGGUGGUGUUGCGCGACGGCCGGAUCGCGGCGGCCGAGUUUUGUCGCGCAGAGCAGGAUGAGACGGGCCGCUGGCUGGCCGAUCCCGACCAGGUGAACCGUAUCAAGUGCGACUACAUUAUCUCAGCCUUUGGCAGCGGCCUGACCGACGACAGUGUGCUGGCGGCCAUGGCGCCACUGAAGCUGACCAGCUGGGGCCUGCCGGAGGUGGACACCGUCACCAUGGGUACCAGUGAGGAGGGGGUGUUCGCCGGCGGCGACCUGGCCGGCGUCGCCGAGACCACCGUCGAGUCCGUCAAUGAUGGCAAGACGGCCGCCUGGAGCAUCCAUAAGUACCUGCAGUCUCUGCACGGCAUCCCGAUUCCCGCCGAGCCGCGGCUGCCCAAGUUCUACACGGACGUGGAUUCUGUGGACCUGAGUGUGGACAUCUGUGGCCUGCGCUUCCCGAAUCCGUUCGGUCUGGCGUCGGCACCGCCCACCACCUCAGCGCCCAUGAUAAGGCGCGCCUACCAGGCUGGCUGGGGCUUCAACGUCACCAAGACGUUCUCCCUCGACAAGGACCUGGUGACGAACGUGUCGCCGCGGAUCGUGCGCGGCACCACGUCGGGACACACGUUCGGGCCGGGCCAGAGCUCCUUCCUCAACAUCGAGCUCAUCUCUGAGAAGACAUGCGAGUACUGGUGCCGCAGCAUCACCGAGCUGAAGCACGACUUCCCCGACCAGAUCCUGAUCGCCAGCAUUAUGUGCGGCUACAGUGAGGAGGACUGGACGAAGCUGGCCAAGAUGGCCGAGGCGGCGGGCGCCGACGCGCUGGAGCUGAACCUCUCCUGCCCCCACGGCAUGGGGGAGCGGGGCAUGGGGCUGGCCUGCGGGCAGGACACGGAGCUGGUGCGUGGCAUCUGCCAGUGGGUUCGGGCUGCUGUCAAGAUCCCCUUCUUCGCCAAGCUCACUCCCAAUGUGACCAACAUCGUUGACAUCGCGAAGGCUGCAAAAGAAGGUCAGGCCGACGGCGUGACGGCCACCAACACCGUGUCCGGCCUGAUGAUGCUCAAGUCGAACGCGGUGGCGUGGCCAGCGGUCGGCCACGAGACCAAGACCACGUACGGCGGCGUCUCGGGCAACGCCAUACGACCGAUCGCGCUGCGCGCCGUGUCGGCCAUCGCGCGCGCCCUGCCCGGCUUCCCGAUCCUGGCCACCGGCGGCAUUAACUCGGCCGAGGCCGGCCUGCAGUUCCUGCACGCCGGGGCUUCGGCGCUGCAGGUGUGCAGUGCCGUGCAGAACCAGGACUUCACGCUGAUCGACGACUUCUGCUCGGGCCUGCGGGCGCUGCUCUACCUGCAGACAAUGCCCAACACAGACGACUGGGACGGUCAGAGUCCGCCCACGCCCAGACACCAGCUCGGCAAGCCGGUGCCCGGCAUCAAGCAGAUCAUAGGCAAGGAUCUGGCUAACUUCGGGCCGUACAAGGAGGAGCGUGACCGGGUGCUGGCGGAGCAGCACAAGGCCGCUGACCUGCUGGCGCGGCAACCGCCAGCCCGGCAGGUGGUGAAGCCGACCAUGUCCGUGCCGUCGGUGGCAGAUACCAUCGGGCGCGCUCUGCCCAUGAUUGGCGCCUACAACGAGCUCUCCAACCAGGAGCACAAGGUGGCGCUCAUCGACAAGGACAUGUGCAUCAACUGCGGGAAGUGCUACAUGGUCUGCAAUGACUCGGGCUACCAGGCUAUCGAGCUAGACCGGAAGACGCACCUGCCGCUGGUCAACAGCGACUGCACCGGCUGCACCCUCUGCGUCUCCGUCUGCCCCAUCAUCGACUGCAUCAAGAUGGUGCAGAGGGACACGCCUUAUGAGCCCAAGCGAGGCAUGCCCGUGUCGGCAUGAAGCGACUUGGAUACAGCUUACACUGCGGGAACACAGGUUACGCUCCUUAAGAGAUUUGGACAGAUGGCGCGACCAAUGGGAAGUUCGGGGCAGUGAAGCCAGCUGGUCAGCCGCCGAGAAACAGCGACAAACCGCACGAUCCCUAUUCGCUGGUGACGUCAGGGGAUCGCUGGUGACGUCAUAUGAUCGCUGGUGACGUCAGGUGAUCGCUGAUGACGGCAGGUGGUUGCUGAUCAUGCACCGGGUGAUGGAUACCAUUUAUGCAUGAGGUUGUGGGUGUCGGUGCGGUGCAAUAUACACUCUAGGUGAUGGAA